AUGGACAAUGAAUCAAAUUGUACUGAUAUUCGAAGUUAUUUAUGGAAGUCAAAAAAUGAUUUGACACUUCAUCCCAUCGCAAUCUGUAUAUUUUUGAUCUUAUACACAUUCAUAAUCACGUAAGUUUUUUGUUUCUUUUUCCAAAAGUAUGUAUCUUAAAAAAGCCUAUUAUUUUUCUCUAAAGACCAAUUUAAUUAUACCAAACCCUAACCCAUUUAUGUAUCAAACAUGGUGGUCUUUGCAAAAAAUAAUUCAUCCUAUUGAAACACAUUUGGUCAAUGAUCUUUCGAGAUAUCUCAUCAGUUCGGCUUGUUGAAAAAUGCAAUAUGUAAGCCAUGGGUUUAAAAGUGCUUCAUUUUUUUUGCUGAGGAUCAUAAUGACUUUGGGUGAAAAAUGAGAAAAAUGAAAUGACAUGAAAAACAAAGGGAUUUGAGAAUUAUUUUGAAAAGUCUCAUUUCUAAAACCAUUUUUUUUGUUUCAGACUUGGUGUAGUUGGAAAUUCGCUCGUUGUGAUCUCUGUAUUCAAACAUAAAUCACUUCAAUCAGUUCGGAAUAUGUUUAUCGUAUCAUUGUCCCUGUCAGAUAUUCUUGCUUCAAUUUUCAGUGGUUCAGUCACACCAAUCACUGCCUUUUCCAAAAUUUGGCUUUUCGGAACAAAUUUGUGCUAUUUUGUGCCACUUGUUCAGGUACAUUUUUAAAUGAAGUCACAUUUGAAUUAAAAAAUUUUCAGGGAUUCUCGCUAUGCUUCUCAACUCUUACUAUGACUGCGAUUUCUAUCGAUCGAUUUAUUUUGAUUGUUUUUCCCACGAAAAAGUGAGUUGAAUUAGUGAAAAUAUGUGAAAUCAAUAACGAAAAUUAUUUCAGGCCGAUCCAGAAGAAUCACGCUCUCCGCAUGAUAUUUUUCAGUGUCUCUGUAGCGUUGGCAAUCUCAAUACCUCUGUCAAUGAAGCAAAAACUAGUGGGAUAUGGAAGUUUCUGCGGGCAAUUUUGCACAGAGGAUUGGGGAAACUCAGACUUGCGUUCGGCAUAUGGUAGGUUUUAGAUGUUUGAUGUUUCACUCAUAUUUGUUUGACCUCCCUUCCUUCCUUCCUACUUACAAAUGUAUCAAAAUUAAUUAUUCAAUUGGGGAAUUGUGCAAGGUUCAAUGAGCUCUUUUUCAGGAACUGUUGUGAUGAUUAUUCAAUUCGUCAUUCCUUUGAUAAUUAUUGCUUUUUGUUACAUCGCAAUCAGCCUAAAAUUACGUCAGGUAAGAAAAGGAAUUCAGAAAAUGUGAUCAUAAAAUAAUUACAGGGUAUUCUUGUGCGUGGCAGUCAAAAAGAGCUGAUGUCCGACCAACGAAAAGCAGCAUUACAACGAAGAAUUCGAACAAAUCGAAUGCUCAUAGCUAUGGUAUGUUUGGGGUAAAAAAAGAAAACAAGAAAACACAAAUGAAAUAAGGUUGUUGUUUUUCAACUUACUUUUUUUCGAAGAAGACGACAACUGGGAAGAAAAAAAGAAAUAUGGUCUGAAAUAGAUCAAUUAGAGAUUGUUUUUGGUUCGACGUAAACAAGUAUCUUUUUGGUUAUUGAGCUUUUGAAUUAAGUUUUUGCAGCAAUUAGCAAAACCGGAUAUGUACAUGUGACAUUUAUUAAUUUAUAAAAGACAUUUUUUCUAGGUUGGUGUUUUCUUCUGUUGCUGGCUACCUUCAGUGGUCUUUAAUUUUCUUCGAGAUUAUUCUUGGCUUCCGAAUUUUGUUCUAGCUCAAGAAUAUCUUUUUGGACUUAUAACUCACCUAAUAUCCAUGAGGUAUGGAAACUUAUUUUUUGAUCAAGAUUAUUUGAUUUUUGUAGCUCUACAAUCUGGAACCCGUGCUUGUACACACUUUGCAAUGAGCAAUUCCGAGCAGCAUUUACAAUGAUUAUUCAAUCUGUUAAGAAUCUUGGACGGAAAGAAAAGGUACAUUAUUUUUGUUUUUGUUUUCGUCCAUCUUACCCCAGUCUUGUUCCAGUUUCAAAACAAUCAAAGCUGUUCGCAAUUGCUAAGCUCUGGUUUCAAAGAUCAAAGUACAAGAAGAUCAUUUGUUGCAGUACCCAGCUCUAUCUAA
Molecule: messenger RNA, 2083 nt
Organism: Caenorhabditis angaria
Lineage: Eukaryota; Metazoa; Nematoda; Chromadorea; Rhabditida; Rhabditidae
Source: the annotation of a GenBank genome assembly